Ctenopharyngodon idella (grass carp) is the source of this 5441-nucleotide messenger RNA. It is a transcript of the gene prss12, whose product is annotated as serine protease 12. Gene Ontology annotation, molecular function: serine-type endopeptidase activity. Gene Ontology annotation, biological process: proteolysis. The record is from RefSeq and is a predicted model, not a curated record. The transcript is spliced from 13 exons. Lineage: Eukaryota; Metazoa; Chordata; Actinopteri; Cypriniformes; Xenocyprididae. Bases 484 to 2967 code for a protein of 827 amino acids. Gene Ontology annotation, cellular component: membrane.
GUCACUGCGAUCAGCCCUGAAUGCUUGAACACAAGAUUUCACACCGGAGAGAGUGAUGACUAGACCAGACACUUAUAAUGCCCGCACGGACUCGUUUAAGUUCAGAUUCUGGGAGGAUCGGCGCGCGUACCUUAAUCGUGGAAUAUCUCCCAGAAGCCUGUGUGCUGUCGUGACGAUUUUGUAGUGGGUGGAAAUUUGAACAAUUAAUUUGCCUUAUACUAUUUUAGUUAUUCUACCUUGACACUUCUUAAUGAAGGACAUCAUUAUUGAUUUAUUUCUUUUUUUAAAACUUCAAAUCUCUGGUGACUUAAUCAUCAAUAUGUAUGAGUCAUUAAUAUUAUAAGCCCCGGGCUUCCCCACUCGGUUUCUCUUUUAUUGAUCAGCGUCUGACUCUGAGCUGCUCCGAUAACAGCCAAAAGACAAGAUGAGACAACUCAAGGACCAUGUCUCCAUAUAGACUGGAGAGGAACUGUUAUUGUUAUUAUGGUUACAGUGACAGACAGGUUGAUCGUGAUGGAUGUGAGAUGUCGGUUUCUCUUCACCCUCUGCACGCUGCUGCUCAUCUCCGGUAGUGACGGGUCUCCGUUCACCGACUGUAUUCAAAGCAAAGGGAAAGCGGGCUUUUACGAGGGAUUUAUAGACGCAACCGAAUCAGGCGUGAAAUGCAUGAGCUGGAACAACGUGCCCGGUGUUAUAGAGCGAUAUCCGGGCAAAGGUCUUGGAGAUCACAGCUUCUGUCGGAACCCGGACGGGAGAAUUCGGCCCUGGUGUUUCUUCCCAAACAGCCGAGGACGCAUUGACUGGGGGUACUGCGACUGCAAGCAAGGCUCUUUGCGACUGCAGGGAGGCAGAUCCAAGUUGGAUGGUACGAUAGAAGUGUAUCUGAACGGUGUGUGGGGAACCAUCUGCAGUAAUGACUGGGAUGACCGAGAUGCCGCUGUGGUGUGUCGACAGCUGGGACAGGGUUACAGGGCACGUGCACGUGUGAGUCCUGUAUCACGUCUGGUGGUGUCUGUAGUUCACUGGCAGACUGUGGGCUGUGAAGGACAGGAAGAGGACUUACUCCAGUGCAAUCGCACCAUAUGGAACGGGGGACAGUGUGUUAACCGCCAGGCCGCUGCCGUCUCUUGCUCACCAGUGGAGGCUUCAGUGUUUGUCCCGGUAAGGCUCUCUGGUGGUCCAUCAGCGUAUGAGGGCAGAGUAGAAGUGUAUCAUGCAGGACAGUGGGGCACAGUUUGUGACGACCAGUGGGACGAUAACGAUGCUGAGGUGGUCUGCAGACAGCUGGGGUUAGGUGGCAUCGCUAAGGCUUGGGUGGGAGCGUAUUUCGGUGCAGGCUCAGGGCGUGUAUUGUUGGACGAGGUGAGCUGCACAGGAAAUGAGCUUUCCAUAGAACAGUGUCCAAAAACUGCCUGGGGGGAGCACAACUGUGACCACACAGAGGAUGCUGGAGUUUCUUGUAUCCCACUUACAGAUGGUGCAGUGCGUCUGGUUGGGGGUUUGAAGGGUUAUGAAGGGAGACUGGAGGUUCAUUACAGAGGUCAGUGGGGGACUGUGUGUGAUGAUGGCUGGACACAGACCAACACACAGGUCGUCUGCAGGCAGCUGGGCUUCAGGUCAGGGGAGAGUGUGUCACCAGGGCGGUUUGGGAUGGCGGCAGGUCCUAUUCUCCUGGAUGAUGUCAGGUGCACAGGAAAAGAGCCCAGCAUCACACACUGCACCCGGAGGGGCUGGCUCAAACAUGACUGUACUCACAACAAAGACGUAGCCAUUGUGUGCAACCCCCAACGCUUCAGACACGGAGUGCCCACCAGUCUACCUGUGAGAUUGGUGGGCGGAGAGAAUGAGAGAGAGGGGCGUGUUGAGAUCCUGGUGGGUGGCCAGUGGGGGACGGUUUGUGAUGACGGAUGGACGGAUCGGGAUGCAGAGGUGGUGUGCAGACAGCUGGGUUACAGUGGGCUGGCUAAAGCUCGUGUAAUGGCAUAUUUUGGAGAAGGCGAGGGACCUAUUCACAUUGACAACGUAAAGUGUACGGGUGGGGAACAUUCUCUGACUGACUGUAUCAAACAGCCGUUUGGGACACACAACUGUCGCCAUAGCGAAGAUGCCGGCGUUAUUUGUGACUAUGGGUUACAGAAGGAUUCUGCUGGGGACAAAGAGGCAUUGGGCUCCAUGUGUGGUCUAAGACCCUCUCAUACCCGUCAGAAGAGAAUAAUAGGAGGGGAAAACUCUCUACGUGGGGGCUGGCCGUGGCAGGCAGCUGUGCGUAUGCGGGGGUCUCAGGCAGAUGGAAGGUUGGUAUGUGGAGCCACUUUGAUCAACAGCUGCUGGAUCCUCACCUCUGCUCACUGCUUUAAGAGAUACGGUAACAGCACUGGGCUGUAUAAAGUUCGUGUGGGUGAUUAUCACUCUCUGGUUCCUGAAGAGUAUGAGGAAGAGUAUGCCGUGGAGAAGAUCGUCCUUCACCCGCGCUACCAUGCUGACAGUAAUGACUACGACCUGGCACUGGUGCGUGUGUCUGGCCACAGAGCUCACAGGGGCGUCACGGGCGAGUGCGUCAUGCUGAACCGUUUCGUGCUGCCCGCCUGCCUGCCAAUGCGGAGGGAAAAAGUGCCAAAGGACAUCGCCAACUGCUACAUCACAGGCUGGGGAGACACAGGUCGUGCAUAUUCAAAAACUCUCCAGCAGGCCUUGAUUUCCGUGUUGAGCAAGCGUCAGUGUGAGCAGCGCUAUUCUGACCAGUUCACCAAUCGCAUGCUGUGUGCCGGCUCCUCCCACGACGACCGCCGCGUGGACAGUUGCCGCGGAGAUAGCGGAGGUCCAUUGGUAUGUGAGAGGCCGAGUGGAAGUUGGGUUGUGUAUGGGGUCACAUCAUGGGGUCACGCGUGUCGACUGCAAGACGCACCCGGCGUCUACACCAAAGUCUCCGCCUUUGUGCCCUGGAUUAAGAAGGUCAUCGGCCAGUAGGACCUGAUGGAAAUUUCAAUCAACUAAUAACAGACAUUCUGACUAUGCGAGCAGAAAAAUGAAGCACAUUUUUAGAUAAUAGUUUAAAACAAUUUUAUAACUUAACUAGCUGAAAUUAACUCUAGUAUUCCAAAUAAGUCUUAAAUGUCAGAGAGAUAGUAGUAAUUACGCAGUGCCUGGCAAAUUAUAGUCAUCAUAAAACUUGAACUUUGCACUGAAAUUACACUGCAAAAAAAAAUCCUUUUCUUAAUCAGCAUUUUUGCUUUCCAGUAAAAAUAUCUAAACAUCCUGAAUCAAUUUAGAAAAAUGUUAGAAACAAUUAAUAAAUACAUUUUUAUUUUUAGGAUUGAAAAAAGAUAUAACAUAUUGCACAUUUUUUUUUUUUUUGUAUUUUAGGCAUAAAUCUCUAUUUUUUAGUUUAAAACAAGACAAAAAUGAUUUGUCAGGUUUUUUUUUUUUUGUUAAUUUAACACUGAAUUUAUCUUGUUUUAAAGAUGGUUAGAUAUUUUUACUGGAAAAAGAAAAAUGCAGAUUAAAAAAAUCAGUAUUUGCAUUAGUUUUAAAGGCCCGUCUUCAUAGCGAUGCAUUUGGUGGUCUUAAACUGACUUUAUUUCAGGUCUUCAUCCUUUUUUUUUUAACACUAAAUUUAUCUUGUUUUAAGGAUGGUUAGAUAUUUUUACUGGAAAAAAGAAAAACGCAGUUUAAAAAGAAUCAGUAUUUGUAUUCGUUUUAAAGGCCCGUCUUGAUAGCAGUGCAUUCGGAGGUCUUAAAUUGAUGUUAUUUCAGGUCUUUAUCCAUUUUUUUAUUUUUUUAUUUUUUUUCUAAAUGAAAGCACUUCUAGGUUGAAGAGACCACAAUUGUGAGUAUGGAAUUAUUGAUUUCUUUUCUUAAAAGGAGGAAUGAACAUGCACCGAAGUGACUGUAUACUUUAUGCCAUUGAGAGACAGAUACUAUUUGAACGUAAAAUUGGACAAAUAAUGUUCCAAUUUGAUACAUAGCGGAUUGAAGAACGUUCCAAAGGCUUGAAAUCACAUUAAGCUUUAAUGCUGAAAGGAGAAGAUUCUGGAUUUCCUGCCAAGAAAUGUAUGGUAAUUCUAAACUCCUGGGAUACAGUUACCAUGCCAUUGCUAAGUAACCAACCACAUCACCUCAUCAACACAUUAGAUGACAUCAUAAACCUCCACAGGAACCAUGACAUCAUUUGUUAUAAAUCAGAUGUUCAUGAUGAUAGUUGGACUGAGGCUUGUCCUAUCUUAACAUGAGGACAAAAAGCACAUAUCAUUAUUUGCUUAAUAUUUUUGCAGUGCCACACUCUUCCAAAAGCCAGAGAUCUGUGGGAUAUGGGAAUUAUGUGCAAUGCAAAGCUGUUUAUACCUCCUUGUUUAGUGUUGUGAUGAGGAGCAUUUCAUGUUAGCAUGAUUAAUGAUCACAAAAGUGUCUUUGAGCAUGAUUUAUGAAUGUAGUCUUGAUACAGACUACGUCCCUUUUUCAACAAAAUCCAUUAAUGGUCUGUGUUUAAAAAAAAAAGAGAGAAAACCUCUGACCAACCACAAGCUCUGUUAUUUUGCACAAACUAUGGUGUUGCAGUUUAGAUUUUUGUAAAUUUCAUGUUUUUCUUAUACAUGGGUCAGUCAUAUUGUAAUCUCGUGAUAAUUAACUAUACUAUGAAAACUGUAAAAAGUGUUAAUCUGUUUACACAGGGUCAAUAAUUCAGUAGUGCUUAGUAUUAUCAUUAUAUGUAUGUUUAAAUAUUUCUGGACUUGUGACAUGGUGCUUUUAUUCUUGCCUAAAAGGAGUAUGUCAAGUCAUGUGGCAUGUGAUGCUCAAUUCAUGAGGGCUGCAAUGUCAUUAACAAGAAAUCAAACAUUGGUAAAUAUUUAGAGAAACUUCAAAUCCUAAAGUCUUACAACCUCAGUUUGGAGCAUUAAACAUUUGUCAAUUGGUGUAAACAUUUGUCGUUGGAGUACGUAAUGGAAUAUAGUACCUUACUGUCAAAGAACUAUCAGCUUCUUAAACUGGGAAAUUUAAUUUGAGGGAAAUCUAAAAAUGUUUUGACUGAGAUUAUCAGACAAGUAUGUAUAAAAAAAUCAUUCAUUGUGUGGCAACAUACAGUAUGUUCUGUGUGUUUGUGUGAAUGCACAUCCAUAGCUUGUAUUUGAGGACGUUUCUAACAAUUGUUAGCUUUAGGUUUUCAAAAUACACAGACAAGCUAAACUUUUAGCAAGUCCAGCUUUCUGUGUUUUUGUUCACACAGUGGUCUGAAUCAGUGUGUACAGACCUGACGGUGCAGUGUUAGCACAGUCUUUUCAGAAAGCCAUUCGUUUACAUAACAGUUACAAUGUACCUACAGGAUCACUGUGUGUUUACUCUGCAUUUCAAAUACACUCUUUCUUUAAACAAAUCUCUGUGGAGACAAGUUUACUGUAUGAUGGGAAAGGCUGAAAUAAAUUUUCAGAAUUAUUUGUUAAUAUUCA